This is a messenger RNA of Solanum verrucosum, 1167 nucleotides long. RefSeq names its product UPF0481 protein At3g47200-like. NCBI's taxonomy places the organism in Eukaryota, Viridiplantae, Streptophyta, Magnoliopsida, Solanales, Solanaceae. The record is from RefSeq and is a predicted model, not a curated record. The transcript has 3 exons. Bases 1 to 1167 code for a protein of 388 amino acids.
AUGAGUAAUGGUGAGAUAGAAAUGAUGAAACAACAUCAUUUAAUCGACGUAGAGGAAAUAGAAGAAAGGAUUGAUGAAAUGUUUAAGAAUUUAAGCAUUUCACCUAUUGAAUCGCGUACCAUAUUCAAAGUAAACAAGAUGUUACGUGAAUUAAAUUCAGAUGCUUAUACACCAAAGAUGGUCUCUAUUGGUCCUUACCAUAAGAAAAAUCCUCAACUUGAUCCAAUGGAAAAGUACAAAGUGUCAUACCUAAAACGGUUUCUUCAACGAAGAGAGGGGCUUGAUGUAAAAAAAUACAUCAGUGAAUUGAUGACUCUGAAGGAGAAAGCACUAAAUUGUUACGACGACAUACAAGACUCUAUAGAAGACAAUAGUGAAUUUUGCCAAAUGUUGUUGAUUGAUGGUUAUUUUGUGGUUGAGUUUAUUCGAGAGCGUAGUAAAUUGUGUCCAGAAGGAGAAGAUAGGAUUAUCAUGAAUGCUAAUCGUGUACAUGAACCCUAUAGAGAGACAAAAUGUAAUAAUGUUGAAAAUAUCAAACAUUUACUUCAUCUAGUACACAUAUUUUCAUGUCAUAGGAAUCCCAAAAAAGAGUCAAACGAUGACAUAAUGUAUUCUAUGGUCAUGCCAAAUGCAAUAGAACUUUCAGAAGCUGGAGUUAGCUUUUCAAUGUCCAGAGAUAUGGCAAGUUUAAUGGAUAUAAAGUUCAAGAAUGGAUUGAUGACAAUUCCUUGUUUACGAGUCGAAGGUGCAACAGAAACCCUCCUGCAAAAUCUCAUUGCUUAUGAGCAACAAUCAUCUGAUGUACAAGAUACAUAUUUCAGUGAUUAUGCAACUUUCAUGGAUCGUCUUAUCGGCUCAGACAAAGAUGUAAUAUUUUUUCUUCGCCAAAAAGGAAUCAUAGUGAACUGGACAACAGAUGACAAAGAAAUGGCUAGCCUAUUCAAUAAAAUCAUAAAAGGGAUCACUAAGUAUUCCGUCUUCUAUUACAAAGAAGAAUUCAAAAAAGCAGUUGAACAUUGUGAAAAACCAUGGAACAGAAUGAGGGCAAAUGUGAUGCACAAUUAUUUUAAUAAGUCUUGGGCAAGAGCUUCAACUGUGGCAGGCAUCAUACUCUUCAUACUCACAACUAUACAAACUAUUCUAGCUUUUAUGGGUUCCGUUAAGUAA